AUGUGGGAGCGCAAGAACCAGAGCACAGUGGCCAGGGUGGUCCCAAGUGUUAGCCCAGCAUCCGUGCCAUGUGCAUACGCCAUAGAAGUAGUUGUGAAAAAUUGUUGUUCUAAAAUCCCUACAAGGAUGUCCACUGCCACCACAAUGGCCGCUGCCGCUGUGACCUCCUCGCAGGAUCUCAGAUUCGCUAUUACGGACUAUGUUGUUUUUAUUGUGAUGCUGGGAGCCUCGGCUGGAAUCGGCGUCUACUUUGGAUUCUUCUCCAAGACCAAGAACACCACGGAGGAGUAUCUGCGCGGCGGGAAAAAGAUGCAGACCCUGCCCAUUGCCAUAUCUUUGGUAGCGAGUCAGUUGUCUGGCAUUGCCAUUAUGUCCAUUCCCGCCGAGAGCUAUACCUACGGAUUUAAUUACCUAUUCGUUGUCCUAUCUAUGGUGGUUGUGGUUCCCAUUUUAAUCUAUAUUAUAGUGCCUGUAUUCUACGAAAAUAAUGUCUCCAAUUGCUAUGAGUACCUGGAAAUGAGAUUUAAUAAGCGUACUCGCCAAUUGGUGACCGCCACUUUUGUGAUGAACUCGUUUUUGAUGUUACCUGUCUACAUGUUUAUACCAUCUCUAGCCUUUUCCCAAGUAACCGGCAUGAACAUUCAUCUGAUCAACAUAAUGGUGUCCUCCAUUUGCAUCUUCUAUACCAUGUUGGGUGGAAUCAAGGCGGUGGUAUGGACCGAUGUGGUCCAGGGCAGUAUUAUGCUACUUUCGGUAGUAUCCGUGGGAGUAUUGGGUACGAUCCGCACUGGAGGCGUCUCCACCGUUUUCGAUUACGCCUCCCAAGGCGGCAGGCUUAACUUUGACUUCCGUUUGGAUCCACGUAUUCGUAUGUCGUUCUGGAGUGCCACCAUGGGAGGCAUCUUCAUGUGGACAGGACACAUUGGACUGAAUCAAAGUUGUGUCCAACGGAUCGUUUCACUGCCAUCCUAUUUCCAUGCCAAGAAGUCCCUGAUUAUUGCUGGCAUUGGAUUUCUGAUCAUCUGUUUACUCAACACAGUAUCGGGUAUUAUUAUGUUUGCGAGAUAUUUCGGUUGCGAUCCCCUCUUGGCUGGCCUGGUCAGCAAACCGGACAAAAUGAUGCCCUUCUUUGUCCAAGACAUCAUGGGUCAUUUAACUGGAAUGCCUGGAGUUUUCAUCUCCUGUGUCUUCAGUGCUGCCCUGAGUUCCCUGUCGGCUACCCUUAACUCCCUAGCCGGAGUGAUGUACUUCGAUUAUAUAAAGCCCUGGAUCAAGCACACAGAGGCCAAAGCCAACUGGUCCAUGAAGAUCAUAGUGGUGGUGAUGGGUGGCUACUGCAUCCUCGGUGGCUUCAUGGUGCAGAACUUCAACUCGAUUCUGCAGACGGUGGUUACCAUUACCGGCAUUAACACAGGUGCAGUUGUGGGGGUGUUCCUCUUGGGAAUGUUUGUGCCACGUUGCAAUGCCAAGACAGCUGUGACAGCUAUCAUAUUCAGCGUAAUUGCCAUGGUGUGGGUUAUUGUUAAUGGCCAGAUCAACUUCAAGACCGGACUCAUCAAAUACGAUGUGCUGCCAAACAGUUUAGAUCAAUGCGAAGCCCGUGGACUGGACAUUAUAUCAGCUGCCAUCAACAAAACGGACUUCACACCAGUAACAGCAAAGCCCCCUUCAGGAUUACCGGUUACCACUGCCUUUGACAGCAACAGGGACUUCUCGCUCUACGACAUCUCAUUCUAUUGGUACAAAGUACUAGGAACAUUUCUGAUUUUCCUCUGGGCAGUGCCCAUGAGUUAUAUCUGGCGACCAGAUGAAACCGAGAAACAGAAUCCCAAGCUAUACUCGCCGUUUGUGAGAAAGUUCCUAAACCAUCCGAAAGCAGGACAGGAACAGGAGGAAGUUCCUCUGCGAGGACCACAAGUCACUGAAAUUCCCGAUCUUCGGAUAGAUCCCACUGGAAAGGAAAAGGAAGCCGGACUCGAACACUAAUUUCUUUUAUAUUAUUAAAUUGAAUUUAGGGUGAUAAAUAAACAAGAUGA
This is a messenger RNA of Drosophila bipectinata, 2036 nucleotides long. RefSeq names its product sodium-coupled monocarboxylate transporter 1. Gene Ontology annotation, cellular component: membrane. Gene Ontology annotation, molecular function: symporter activity. Gene Ontology annotation, biological process: transmembrane transport; sodium ion transport. Lineage: Eukaryota; Metazoa; Arthropoda; Insecta; Diptera; Drosophilidae. The record is from RefSeq and is a predicted model, not a curated record.